Messenger RNA from Triticum turgidum subsp. durum (durum wheat), 1953 nucleotides. NCBI's taxonomy places the organism in Eukaryota, Viridiplantae, Streptophyta, Magnoliopsida, Poales, Poaceae. The record is from the annotation of a GenBank genome assembly.
AUGGGAUGGAUCAAGCAGCCAAGACUCAGUGGUCGACAGUGCGACUCUUCCAGCACUGAAGUUAUGUCUUUUGGGCCAAUUUCAAUUGCCUCACUACCUCUACACAUGGAUCCUGUUGUGGUUGAAAACACUUGGCUUACAAAAUCAAGUAAAAUCGACAAGAUGGAAGGCCGGGUUCCAUUCAGAGAUAUUACAAAUGUUCACCCAACAACUUCACCAAAAAGGAACUACUCUGUCGUUGGAGAGCAGAAUGAUCCUUUAGUUGAAACCAGAAAUGCUACGCAAAUGAAUUCUUCCCAGCGUAAGCGUUACCGUGACCGGGAUAGAUACUUGCAAAUGACUCCAUAUCAGAGGGAAGCCUAUUUGCAAAGGAAUCGUGAGUACAAAAGAAUGAGGCGUGAGUGCAGCGCAAGUUGUAGCAAUACACAACCAGCACCCCAGCAGAAAAAUACAAGAGCUAAUAAGAACAUAUGCAUGACAGGAAAGGAAGUCGUGGCCAGUUCAAACUAUGAGAAGCAUGAUUCGGUAUUUACUCAACUGGGGUCUUCAUCAAAAGGAAAACAAGUGGCGGAUGUUGGUGGUUCUGGCACAAGUCGUCCAAAAGCUGGAACUCGAUUCACCAUCAGUCCAUCUGGCAUAUAUUUAUCAUCAAUAUCCUUGGAAGAUCAAGCUGCAAAAUAUGAAUUGAAAAAUGUACGUCAGCGUAAGCGACAUCAUUGCGUCAACAUGCACUCAGAACUGUCACAUGAUCAAGAAGAAACACACGUACAAGAGAUUUGUGGCCAUAAUAAAAGACAGAGGCCAGAAAAAGAAAGUUGUAGUACUGCACGGGAUCGUGGCAGAGAGACCAACAACUUGCAUGAAGACCUCAUUUAUGUGCCCCAGGAUUCUUUUCCUGCCAUUCAUGAAUAUCUGGCAAAUACUGAAGACUCCAUUGAGUACGAUGAUGUGGAUGAUGAGAGUCUAAUGUAUAAUAGACCAUGUCUUGACUUUGAAUCAUGUCAAGAGCCAAAGCAUGUCACAAAAUGCAUACAAGCAGAUCCAUAUGAUCAUAUAUAUCAUAAAUUGCCCCGUGGCUAUCAUUUUCUAGAGCGAGUGCCCAACUGUAGACAUUGCAAUGCGAAAAGGUUCCAAUAUGAGACGCCAACAUUUUGUUGCAUGAAUGGAAAAGUAAAGAUAGUAACCCCAGUGGUUCCUGAUGAAUUGCGUCAGUUGUACAUGAGCCAGGAUCCAAAUGCAAAAUACUUCCAAGAUCAUAUACGGUGCUUCAAUUCUCAUUUCUCUUUUACCUCUCUUGGUGUGAUCCUGGACCGAAGAUUCUGCAAUAGGAGGUUUGGAGUAUACACCUUUUGCGCACAGGGCCAAAUUUAUCACCGUAUUGACCAGUUGGUUCCAAAAGAAGAUGGCCCCAAGCAUUUACAGUUAUACUUCUAUGACACGGAUGCAGAUUUGCAACAAAGAUUUCUUCACUCGCCAAACCUUGACCAAACUCUGAUCCGGAAGUUGGUGAAUAUACUUUCAAGUAAUCCUUAUGCACAAAUAUUUAGAAACCUUGGUUCUAUUCCAAACCUUGAUGAAUAUAAUAUUGAGCUUAACACAAAUAUUGCCUUAGAUCAAAGAGUAUAUAAUGCUCCGACAACAUCACAAGUAGCAGCAAUUUGGGUCGAGGGAAAUAAUCCUCGAAGUUAUUUUGACAGGAGUAUCAUGGUUUACGGUAAAUCGGAUAAACCACAAUACAUAAAAGCAUACCAUGGUUGCUAUGAUCCAUUGUCGUAUCCACUUUUUUUCCCGAAUGGGGAAGUUGGAUGGAACCUGAAUUUACCAAAAGUUGCUCCCCAUGGUAAGAGGAAGAGAAAUGAUCAAGCAAAUGCUCUCAGUGAAGAAGGAGUGGAAAAGAGCUCUGGUUCUUGUGUAUCACCAAGGGAAUAUUAUUGUUAUAAGUUACAAAUCUGA